AGCCGCCUGGUCGUGAGAGCGGCGGCUGCGGGAGCGCCUUCUCUCCGGUGCCAGCAGUUCGUCCGGCGCGGGCUCGGCCCAGCCCUCCCCUCGCUUCAGCGCCGGGCGGUCGUGAGGCCCUGGUCUCGUCUUGGGGGUGGCCCUUCUGGCGCGGGUGCCUGCAGACUGUGGCGCGGGCUGCGGAAGUGCUGAGAGCGGGUCCUUCCGUGGGAGCGAUGGCCUCAGGGAAGCACCCGGCCGUGCUGGGCUCCGGGCGUCCGCGUAAGCCGUGGCGACUGCCCGCCGACGGACACCCCGCGCCGGGCUGCUACCUGAGGUAAAUUUUUCCAUAACCUUAUGGAGAAAAAGGACUUUGAAGCAUGGCUUGAUAACAUUUCUAUUGCAUUUCUUUCUCUGACGGACUUGCAGAAAAAUGAAACUCUGGAUCACCUGAUUAGCUUGAGUGGAGCAGUCCAGCUCAGGCACCUCUCCAAUAAUCUAGAGAUUCUCCUCAAGAGGGACUUCCUCAAACUUCUUCCAUUGGAACUUAGUUUUUAUCUGUUAAAAUGGCUUGAUCCACAGACCUUACUCACAUGUUGCCUCGUCUCUAAGCAGUGGAACAAGGUUAUAAGUGCCUGUACAGAGGUGUGGCAGACUGCAUGUAAGAAUUUGGGCUGGCAGAUAGAUGACUCUGUUCAGGAUCCUCUGCAUUGGAAGAAGGUUUACCUAAAAGCUAUUUUAAGGAUGAAGCAACUGAAGGACCACGAAGCCUUUGAGACAUCCUCUUUAAUUGGACACAGUGCCAGAGUAUAUGCACUUUACUAUAAAGAUGGACUUCUGUGUACAGGAUCAGAUGACUUGUCUGCAAAACUGUGGGAUGUAAGCACAGGUCAGUGCAUAUAUGGUAUCCAGACACACACUUGUGCUGCAGUGAAGUUUGAUGAACAAAAGCUUGUAACAGGAUCUUUCGAUAACACAGUAGCCUGUUGGGAAUGGAGCUCUGGAGCAAAGACACAGCAUUUUAGAGGACAUACUGGUGCAGUUUUUAGUGUGGAUUACAAUGAUGAACUUGAUAUUCUGGUCAGUGGCUCUGCAGACUUCACUGUGAAAGUAUGGGCCUUAUCAACAGGAACGUGCCUGAAUACCCUUACUGGACACACAGAAUGGGUCACUAAGGUCGUUUUGCAGAAGUGCAAAGUCAAAUCUCUUAUGCAUAGUCCUGGGGAUUAUAUUCUCCUAAGUGCAGAUAAGUAUGAAAUCAAGAUUUGGCCUAUUGGAAGGGAAAUAAACUGCAAGUGCUUAAGAACACUGUCUGUUUCUGAAGACCGCAGCAUCUCCCUGCAGCCCAGGCUGCACUUUGAUGGUAAAUACAUAGUGUGCAGUUCAGCACUAGGAUUAUACCAGUGGGACUUUGCCAGCUAUGAUAUUCUCAGGGUUAUCAAACCUCCAGACUUCUCAAAUGUGUCCUUGCUGGGCUUUGGAGAGAUAUUUGCUCUACUGUUUGACAACAGAUACCUGUAUAUAAUGGACUUGAGGACAGAAAAACUGAUAAGCCGCUGGCCUUUACCAGAAUAUAGAAAGUCCAAGAGAGGUUCCAGCUUUUUGGCCGGUGAAAUAUCUUGGUUAAACGGACUAAAUGGCCAAAAUGAUACGGGCUUGGUUUUUGCCACCAGUAUGCCAGACCAUAGUAUCCAUUUGGUGUUAUGGAAAGAACAUGGCUGAGAAGUUCACACAAACAGAAUC
Ficedula albicollis (Collared flycatcher) is the source of this 1722-nucleotide messenger RNA. RefSeq names its product F-box and WD repeat domain containing 2 (gene FBXW2). Bases 337 to 1701 code for a protein of 454 amino acids. The record is from RefSeq and is a predicted model, not a curated record. NCBI's taxonomy places the organism in Eukaryota, Metazoa, Chordata, Aves, Passeriformes, Muscicapidae. Gene Ontology annotation, molecular function: protein binding. The transcript has 7 exons.